Messenger RNA from Aphis gossypii (cotton aphid), 1646 nucleotides. RefSeq lists its product as uncharacterized. NCBI's taxonomy places the organism in Eukaryota, Metazoa, Arthropoda, Insecta, Hemiptera, Aphididae. Bases 137 to 1423 code for a protein of 428 amino acids. The record is from RefSeq and is a predicted model, not a curated record. The transcript has 3 exons.
UAUUUUAAAGAUCGAUGACCUUUGAUAUUAUGUACAAGGAUGGAAGGGAACUUUAUAGCCCGGAUUGAAUCACAAUAAUACCAGUCUUCGUUACAUAAUCGCACUAGACACAACUGUGUUUUGAAAAUAAAUAGUCAUGGUUCCAACAAAAUUUUGGAUUAUUGUGGUUUUGGUAGUGUGUUACGAACAAUCCAGCAUCGCAAACCACGUCAAUGUACUCAACAAAAACGAUCCUGGCAGAUCAAGACCAAAAAAAUCGGUUGAUACAGAAAUUUAUGUAGCUCUUCCGCCGGAAAACAUUAAGACUGGGAAGCAAGACAACCCUCCAACGUUGAUACGCUUGGAUCCAAAUUCUCCAAAUAAAUUCAAGGGCAAGUUCCCUACGCCAAUCGAACGUUUUAUACAACGCAUACAGAACUAUUUUUCAGUGUACAAUCCACCGGAGUACUUAAAUGACUUGAGACCUGGUAUUAAUAAUCCAGAAAACGACGGAUAUCAAUUAGACUCGUCGAACAACACACAAGUAAUACUACCAUGUAACGGUACGAGCACCAUAGUGAUCAUUCCUGUACCAUUAGAAAAUGAAAAUAUUUCUACCGACCAAAAUUAUUCAAACAAUUCAGACAAACCUGAGGCUUACGUAGUGCCGACGACACCAAAAUCAAAUUGCCCAGAAGAUGUGACUACAGAAAAGCCUAAGUGUCCGGAAGUGACCACUCCAAAGCCUAACUGUCCAGAAGUGACAACUCCAAAACCUAACUGUCCAGAAGUGACAACUCCAAAACCUAACUGUCCUGAAGUGACCACUCCAAAACCAAAGUGUCCAGAAAUUACAACACCAAAACCAAACUGUCCGGAAGUUACCACUCCAAAGCCUAACUGUCCGGAAGUGACCACUCCAAAGCCUAAUUGUCCAGAAGUGACAACUCCAAAACCUAACUGUCCAGAAGUGACAACUCCAAAACCUAACUGUCCGGAAGUUACCACUCCAAAACCAAAGUGUCCAGAAAUUACAACACCAAAACCUAACUGUCCUGAAGUUACUACUCCGAAACCCAAAUGUCCGGAAGUAACCACUCCAAAACCUAAAUGUCCUGAAGUAUCGACUCAAAAACCAUCUUAUCCCCCCAAACAAAAUUCAACAGCAAGUGACCCUAAACCUAUAUCUGGAUACGGGCCGACUGAAGUUCCUUCUCUGAACUUAGUAGCUCAGCCCGUUCUUGGCUCUACUGUUCUUUAUUUUUACAAACAGCCUACAACCUCACCACCGUAUAAUCCACCAGCUUAUAACCCGCCUGCAUAUUACAUACCCAAUACUCAGUCACCUUACGAAGAAAACACCCGAAGACCCAAGCCACCUAUCUUACGUCUAAAACAAUUAUUAUUCCCACGUCUAUAUGCAGCUUUUCAUCCUGACGAGUGAUGACUAAUAGACAUUGUAUUAUAAUCAAGACAAAAUACAUAUACAUAUAUAUAUAUAUAAUAUAAUACAUACUAUAUUUAUACGAACGAGUUAGUAACACACAUGAAUAAUGAUAAUUUUGUAUUUAAUAACCUCUUAAAUGUAUUUUAAAUUAUUAUUUAUUUAUACUAUAGAUAUCUAUUAUAUCAAUAACGGUAAAUACUUGACGAUUUCACAAACACUA